CUGGUGCUGACCGCAGUCCCUGUCCUUGCAGGACGGCCGUUCUCAGCGAGGGACCCUGCACCCGCUCCUGAGUGGCGACCAUGGGCCUGCUCGCCUACCUGAAGACGCAGUUCGUGGUGCACCUGCUCAUUGGGUUCGUCUUCGUGGUGAGCGGGCUGGUCAUCAACUUCGCCCAGCUCUGCACACUCGUCCUGUGGCCCAUCAACAAGCAGCUCUACCGCCGCCUCAACUGCCGCCUCGCCUACUCGCUCUGGAGCCAGCUGGUCAUGCUGCUGGAGUGGUGGUCGUGCACCGAGUGCACGCUGUUCACAGACCAGGCUGCGGUGGACCACUUCGGGAAGGAGCAUGUGGUCAUCAUCCUCAAUCACAACUUCGAGAUCGACUUCCUCUGUGGAUGGACCAUGUGUGAGCGGUUUGGCGUGCUGGGGAGCUCCAAAGUCCUCGCUAAGAAGGAGCUACUGUACGUGCCCCUCAUCGGCUGGACAUGGUACUUCCUAGAGAUCGUAUUCUGCAAACGGAAGUGGGAAGAAGACAGAGACACCGUGGUGCAAGGGCUGAGGCGCCUGUCCGACUACCCCGAGUACAUGUGGUUUCUCCUGUACUGCGAGGGGACGCGCUUCACGGAGACCAAGCACCGCGUCAGCAUGGAGGUGGCCGCCUCCAAGGGGCUGCCCCCCCUCAAGUAUCACCUGCUGCCACGCACCAAGGGCUUCACCACUGCGGUCCAGUGCCUCCGGGGGACAGUCACCGCUGUCUACGAUGUGACCCUGAAUUUCAGGGGGAACAAGAACCCAUCUCUGCUGGGGAUCCUCUAUGGGAAGAAGUACGAGGCGGACAUGUGUGUGAGGCGUGUACACAAAGGCAAGAUGUCCCCUGGUGUGUGUGUGAAGUCGUGUGGGAACCAUCGCCAUGUUGGUUCCCAUACUUGCUGUCGGCCCACCACCAGCUCAGGUGUUCAUCCUGAGAACGGCAUGUACAGACCACUCUGUCCUCUCUCCUCCUCUCAGGAUGCGCUACAGGAGACCUACAACCAGACAGGCACAUUUCCGGGGCAGCAGUUCAAGCCCGCCAGGAGGCCGUGGACCCUCCUGAACUUCCUCUGCUGGGCCACCGUCUUGCUCUCUCCUCUCUUCAGCUUUGCCUUGGGCGUCUUUGCAAGCGGAUCCCCCCUCCUGAUCCUGACGUUCCUGGGGUUUGUGGGAGCAGCUUCCUUUGGAGUCCGCAGACUGAUAGGAGUAACUGAAAUAGAAAAAGGCUCCAGCUAUGGAAACCAAGAAUUUAAGAAGGAAUAAUUAACGGCUGUGACUGAACACACAUAACCUGACGGUGGUAUCCAAUUAACUCAAUUAAAAACAGAACAACACACACAGAGCAGAGGAGAAAAAGACAUUUAGAAACUAUUUUUCUUAUUAACUGGUGACUAAUAUUAACAAAUAAAACUUGAGCCAAGAGUGAAGAACUUGGAAGACCCACUGGAUGGAGAUGGUCAGCCUCACGCCGGCCCAGGGCCAGCUGUCUCUGAGGGGUCAUUCAUGGCUAGGGGAGGUGGCUCCUGAGCCAGGCGGUCUCCAGAGACAGAUGAAUGGACACCGUGACUCAUGAACUCUGCUUCCAAGAGGGAGCCUCUGGCUGCUUUCUCUUCUUAAACUUAGAUCAAGUUUUUUGGUUUUUUAUCAGUUAUUUUAGGAACUUGACCUGGCCCCUCACCUCCUCCCCUGCACCCCCAAAAAACCGUCUCAACGAAUUUUCUGCUGUCCUCUUGGAAACGGACUGACUGGGUCGCGGUCCCCCCACCCCCUCGCUCCCCUGAGAACCUGCUCA
Messenger RNA from Galeopterus variegatus (Sunda flying lemur), 1821 nucleotides. RefSeq names its product 1-acylglycerol-3-phosphate O-acyltransferase 3 (gene AGPAT3). The coding region runs from base 81 to 1292 and encodes 403 amino acids. NCBI's taxonomy places the organism in Eukaryota, Metazoa, Chordata, Mammalia, Dermoptera, Cynocephalidae. The transcript is spliced from 8 exons. Gene Ontology annotation, cellular component: endoplasmic reticulum; endomembrane system. The record is from RefSeq and is a predicted model, not a curated record. Gene Ontology annotation, molecular function: 1-acylglycerol-3-phosphate O-acyltransferase activity.